AUGCCCGCGCUCUCCAGGACCUCGCUGGCCUCGAUCGUGUGCCCCUCGGCCCCGUUCCUCGCCCCGCGCCUGCUCCGCACCUGUGCGCCCCUCGCAGCGCUCUCGCUGCAGCCAUGGGCCCUCCCCACGCCCAGUAGUCGACGGUACAUGUCGGACAAGAAGCCCUCGCAGAAGCUGCAGUACAGGAAGCGGCAAGGACUGCAGCAGCUGCACCACGGCCAUGUCGCGUUGCUGCAGCAGUUCCGCAAGGCCAUCAACGACGACAACCUGCGUUCGCUCAUGGACCUGUACCCUAGUGUCCUCUCAACGGGCUACCUGACCCGUGAUGACACGCGCCGCAUUGCCAAGACGCUGCACGCAUUGUUGCGCACCCGGGAACUCCCCGACGACACCAAACCCCACCUGCUGUCCUUCCUCCAGCAGUUCGUCAAAGACCUCCAGAAGGGAGCCCUGCCCGUGCAUCCGAUUGCCUUCGUGCACAUCCUGGGCAUAUACAAAGAACGCAAACUGUUCAACGAGGGAUACCAACUCUGGCAGUGGGUCGUUCAGCAGGACGACAACCAUGUGACGCAAGCCGUCUAUGGCGCAGCUAUCGAGCUGAUGGCCUAUGGCAAGAAGCUCCGUCUGCCUGAGCUCGAGAACCUCUACCUCGACGCUCUCAAGCGCUUCCCGGGCACCUUCGCCGAGUACCACCUCUCUCCGGACGCCAUCGUGCCCAACCGUGCCCAGCCCAUUGCCAUCGCCAACGUCCCAGUCACGCUUCUCCAGGGCAUUCUGACAGCCCGCAUCCUGCACAACGAUUGGAAGCAAUCGUACCUUGCGCUGGACACUGCCCUGCGCCUGUAUCCUUGCCAGCUGCCCUCACGCUUUUUCGAAGUCUUCAUGGAAAGCAGGCAACUACCAGAAGCCUACACUGUCUUUCUGGUCGCUUGUCGUGCGGGUGUUGUAACAAGACCCAGCCAGAUCACGAGUAUACUGUCGAGAAUCAGGUCCAGCAUGGUUCGGUGUGAUAGUCUGCGGGAUCGCAUCGUGCUCCUUCGCGCCAUGGCCAAUGCUCUGUACGCCAACCUCGAGGCUGGCGGCAACCUGGAACCAAUACAUGUGGGUCAGUUUCUAACAUCGUUUGCCUCUUUACUUCCAGAGCCUGCACCUGGAAGCGACUACCAAGGAGACAUGGCAUCGCUUCGUAACCGCGUCAUCACCGAGGCCCACCAAAUGCUAUCGACACUUCUUCAGGCCGGGAUGCCUCCUUCUCCGCAAGCCUUCCUUGCCCUCGUAACCCUCGCUGGAAAGUUGCGGGUGCCGGAUCUCCUGCGUGUCGCACUGCAGGACGCCGAGACAGCUCGCAUCGAUUUGGGCGAAAUUGGUAUACGCACCGUUUUGGCCUCGGCAGCUCGGGUUGGCGCAACAGCACUCAUCGAAGAGUAUUGGACACGGAUUGUGCACAAGGCAGCUUCGGAUGGCAAACAGAUCGGUUGGAAGGACUGGAAGUGUUUUGCCCAGGCAUGCAAGAGAGCAGGUCAUCGCGAUUACUUCGACGCGCAGCUGCGAGAUCAAGAACACACCAUAUCCGCAUCGUCCAGGGAGUCAAUCAUGACCGUGCUUGAGGAGGAAGAGAACCUUCACGAUCGAGAGAUUGAUAUCUCGCGUCCAGAAGUGUUCAAAGGCGAGCUUGCUGGGCUCAACCAGCAGAUCAGGAACAUAGCGGCGGUCGUCAUGUCUGGCCAACGCUUGGAUUUGAAGCAAACACCAUUCUACAUGUUCCUGGACCCGGAAAGAUCGCCUCUAGCCAAGCGAGAGCACUUACGGGAGAUCUAUGAUGAGUUUACCAUAGAUCCACAUCAGCCGCCUCUGGAAGAAGGUUUACUGCCCACCGCGUUAAGUUCCACUGGAAUCCCCUACGACGAACUCCGCUUUGAGAAUUGGGUGUCUAUUGUGAACCUGAUGGACCAAGCCCACAGCUUGGAAUUUGAGCGGCAAAACAAGGUCCAACUACUUGGGGAAGACGUCGCUCGCCGUGAAAGGAAGAACCCUCUCGAAACGGAACGAUCCGACAAACAACUCUCCCCCAACGUCCUCAGAGAGCACAUCAAGAGUCUGCGAGACCCAUCGGUACGCCCGCUCCCGAUCAACAACAACCGAAAGCUUAUUCCCUCUAGUCAUUCCAACCUCAGAAAAGUCCUCUCUAAAACCUCCUCCGCCAAUGCAGACCAGCCCAAGCCCCUGAACAUCACAAAACACACCGACGGCUCCUUCACCUUCCGCUCGCUCGAACUCUCUCCCGACGCCGCCUCCCCACCUCUCUCGCAGACAAAGUCCCCCCGCCCCCUCCACGAGGGCAACCAUAACGAGCUCCAGCUCCUGUACCACUACCGCGGCGGCAACGCCGUGCCCGCCCGGUCCGACGGUGCAUUUCCUCCACCGAAAAGUAUACUCCCCGACCGCAAGAUGAGCCGCACAAUCACACAGCCGAGUCUUACGUACUAUGCGGGUAUCAAAAGCAAUCAUGAGGCGCCUGCGCCGAGGCUGAGUCGGCGUCCGCUCGGCCGAAGAGAAAAGGAAGGAUGA
Messenger RNA from Paraphaeosphaeria sporulosa, 2568 nucleotides. RefSeq lists its product as uncharacterized. Bases 1 to 2568 code for a protein of 855 amino acids. The transcript is spliced from 2 exons. Lineage: Eukaryota; Fungi; Ascomycota; Dothideomycetes; Pleosporales; Didymosphaeriaceae. The record is from RefSeq and is a predicted model, not a curated record.